Cylicostephanus goldi is the source of this 500-nucleotide messenger RNA. NCBI's taxonomy places the organism in Eukaryota, Metazoa, Nematoda, Chromadorea, Rhabditida, Strongylidae. The record is from the annotation of a GenBank genome assembly.
AUGCUUACAAAUCGACUGCCGAAUUUUAGUGCUCUUGGAAACAUAUCGCUCGAAGAUCUAGCGCGACUAGCCCAGCUUCAGCCUGAAAUGUCCUCACAAGAACGUGUCAUAGAUGGCUACCUUGAGCUGCUAAGGCAAGCGCGGCUUGAUGCAGAGACAUCUUUGGAAAACAUGGACAAAGUGGUCACAUAUUUCCAGAACGUUCUGUCAGUGAACAUCAGCGCAGAUAGCUAUGACACCUCAGCUUGGGUUCAAAGCGUUUAUCAACAAAUUAUGACCUGUAUUACAUGGUGUAAAGUUAAUAUGCAACGAAUCUCCUACUUCUUGAAGCCUGGCUUGGAGGAGUCUGAUGUCGCAGACUUUGUUAGAACGCUCGGAAAUGAAUUGGCGCAAUGUGAGCAAUUAGCUAUAAAAGGUGGAAAGGCCAUUCCUACGGAUAAGGAACUGAAAUUGACACCACAGGCAUGUAAAUUUGCAUUUUGUUUUAGUUGGUAUUGACU